UUUUCAAAAAUAAUCUUUGGUUAAUGUUGAAUUAUAAAACAAUUUUUGUGAGUGCACAAAAUAUGGCAACUCUGAACAUUUGGCGUGCUGUCAUUCUUUUGCAGUAAUUUAUUGUGUUUGUAGUCGGUGGUGAUAUACUAACUUUUGUCUCUUAAUAUACACGAAUAUACAAAAUGGAUCUCGCCGGUCCACAAAUUUUAAAGAAUUUUUUAUCAGAAGAUGAGUUAAAACAUAUACCAUCAGAAACUCAGGAAAAAUUGACAACGCAUAUUAACAAAUUUUUUGAUGAAUAUUACGCAGGAAAAGCUGCUAUCAAUCGCCUCGAUCAAAAUGAACAAAAAGUUGAGGAGCUGCAAUCCCAAGUACAGGAUUACGAAGUGAAAUUAAGAAACUGUAAUCAAAAUGUUGACGAACUGCGAAAUCAGUUAGACAAAGUUACUCAAGAACGCCUACAGUUAAAUGAGUCUAUUUGUUCCUAUGAAAAAGAUCUUGCUACAUUACGUAUUGCGAAAAAUUCACUUGCUGAAUCGCGGGACUCAUUGCAAACUUUCAUUGAACGUCAAAACUCAGAUUUGGAACGUUUACAACAAGAGCUACGGUCGUAUCAGAUGCAGUUAAAAACUGCUGUAAACGCGAAAUGUGAAGCUUUGGCAUAUGUGGAAGAAAUUAAAAGUAAAGAAGCUGCUCUUGAAUUUAAAGAGAAUCGCAUUGAACAGGAACGUACAAUGCUAAAUAAUAGGAUAAAAACUUUAAAUGAUGAGUUAAGUAGGACCAGUUUAGAAUUACACAAUAUUCAAAGUAAAACUACAACUCAAAGUUUUCUUCUUGAAACCCGCUUGAAUGAAAAAACGGAAGAAUUAAAAAUUGUUCAGGAUCAAUGUGUACAAUAUAAGCAAACGAUUGACGCAUUAACUCAAAAUAUUCAAGAUUUAAAUUCAAAAAUAUUAAAACAAAAUGAAGAAACCAGUAAGAUGAUGGAAUUUUAUAAAAAAGAGUUAGAAGCAAAAACAAAAUUAGCUGAUUUGUGUAAAAGUGAUUCGGACGAUUCAAAUGUUGAAAAGAAUGAGUUAAGAAACGCUAUAUCGAACUUAAGACAAAUGCUGAUUGAUGCAAGUGAUCAAUAUGGUGAAUUGGAAACAAAAUUUAAAGCGACUGUAGUCAAGCUGGAUCAAUUAAAAGAGGACAAGGAUAAGGUCAUUGAAUCAUUAAAAAUCCAAUUAAAACAUGCAAACGAACUUAUGAAACAAAAAGCAGAUGACGAUGUUGACCAUGCAAUUUCAAAAAUUGCUCCAUCUGCUGCUGUUGCUAGUCGACUUAUUAGAAGUGAUAUGUCGCUUACCGAAAUAUAUUCUCUCUAUGUGAAUACGUCUCAAGAUUUAGAAAAGCAGAAACGCGAAAACUCUCGUCUACAGUUAGAGCUUAAUAAUAUCGUACAAGAUUUACGAGUAAAAGCCCCAAUUCAUGAGAAAAGGGAUGAGGAACAUCAAAAAUUAUCUGCAUCAUAUGACUUACUAAUUGGAGAGCAUGAAGACUUAAUUCGUAAAAAGGGCGAAAUGGAAGAGGUUAUCACUAGUCAGGAAAAUCAAAUAAAUCAUAAUGAGCGAGAAAAUAAAAAACUUAAAAAUGCAAUUAAUGAUUUAAGCCGGCAAGUGUGUUACCUAUUGAAAGAACUAGAACAUUUGCGAAUGGGUAUUACUAACAAUGGUCCAUCAAUAAUUUGUGGAGGUCUCUCAACUACAGAUGAUGUUAUAACUAAAAAACUUGUUACAUUUAACAGUAUAACUGAAUUACACGAAAAUAAUCAGAAGUUAUUAAUUCUGGUGCGAGAUUUAAGUACAAAAUUAGAGGAAUCGGAAAAUGUGCGACUAGAAAUAAACGAAUCAUGUUAUAAGGAAAAAAUAGAUAAUUACACAGCGAAAAUUCAAAGCAUGCAAGAAACCAUAAAUCAACAGGCGAACACGAUUUCCACAUUAUUAGAAAAAACUGAACGAUAUAAAAAAAUGUACUUUAAAUCGCAAAAAGAAUUUGAAAUAUCUGCUGAAGAGAAUUUUAGUGACUUAGAAGAUGGAAAUGUUGAUAAUAGCACACCAACAAAAUCUACGACUAGUAGAAAACGGAGCAAUAACAGUAAUGCUAACCAAAAUACUAUAAAUAGUUUAGAAAGUCAGAUCCAAGAUAUGAAAGAUCAAUAUAAAACAUUAAAAGAACAGUAUGAAUAUUAUAUCGAAGAAAAAAAGAAUAAUGAGAAAAUACUAAAUGAACAGUUUGACAUAAUGCGUACUGAAGCACGAGAACUCACCUCGUCAAAUUGCAAACUUAUGUCUUCACUGGAGUACACGAAGGAACAGAUAAAACUACAACAAAAGAAUAUUGCGACUUAUAAGCAACAAAUUGUUUCUCUAGAAGAACGCAACAAAAACUAUGAGAACACUAUAGUAAAACAUGAACAGACCUUACAAUACUUAAAAGAUGAACUUUUAAAAACUCAAAAGGGAUAUUCAUCAGCUGAAACAGAAAUGAAACUUUUACGCAAUGAAAAUAACUCGCUAAAGAAUACGAUUACACGAUUACAAUCGGAAAAAGAAAUUUUCUAUCGUGAUCAACAAAAUCAAAAUCUUUUACUUAAUAAUAUUGAACUUAUUAAAACGAAUUUAGAACGUUCUGAAAUAGAAGGACGGGCAAGGCUGGAACAGCGUUUAGAUGACACUGUACGGGAACUUUCUGCACAACGUCGGCGGUUUCAAGAAGAAGAAGAUCGCUUCCGUGAAAUGAUCAAUAAUUAUAAACGACAGGCAGAUACAGCGAAAAUGUGUAUGGAGGAAGAAAAGCAGCAAGCAGAAAAAUUACGCACUGAUAUUGUUGCACUACGAGAAGAAAUAGCUAUAAAAUCAAAUUCAAUUGAUGACCUCAGUAAAAAAUUACAAGAAAGCUUAACACCGUCAAGUAAUGAUAAUCCUAUUACAGUAGCAAAUAAAAAAGUGAGAGAAUUAGAAAUAAGAUGUGAAGAAGCUAAAAUUGAAAUAAAUUCACUUCAAACCGAAUUAACUAAUUCGCGCGCACAUACAGAACAACUAUUUAAAAUGUCACAAAACGCGGAAGCAGAAGUUACAAAAUUACACGAAAUACAUUCAGUUUAUUGUACUAAAGCAGAAAAAGAGAUUGCAGAGUUAAAGUGUUCUGAACUCGAUUUAAAGACGAAAAUCACUGAACUUGAAUCAGAAAUACAGCUGUCAACAAUUCCGGAAAAUCCAACAACAUCUGGUACUGAACAAUUAACUAAAUCUCAAAAUGAGUUGAAAGAUGCAUUGCAAAAAUUAGCGGAGUGCAAUCGUACCUUACGUUCCCUUCGUUCAGAAAAUACAAAAUUAUCGGAAUCACUUAAUACAGCCGAAACUAAAUAUGCAAAUGAAAUGAUAUUACAUUCUGUUGAUAUAAAAGAAGUGACUAAGCUCAAAUCUGAAUUAAAUAAGGUACAAGAUAAACUAAAAGAAAAUAAUGCCGAGCAGGAGUCCGUUAAAACAGCAUACGAUGAAUUGAAAAAAGCUUAUGAAGAUUCCAUAAAAUCAUAUCAAACUGAGCGAGAAGAAUAUGAAAAUCGUCUUAGUAUUAUAAAUAAUAUGAAUUCAAAUCUUCAUAGUCAAAUGGAAGCAUUAACUAACAAACUUUCACUUGUAACUCAGGAUAGUAAAACGUCAAUUUCACCUAAUUCAUCUGCGAUAGAUAUUUCUGUUCUUGAUAAUAGUCAAGCAAAUAUUGAUGAAGACAACAAAACCAACGAACAACUAUGGCAAAUUAUUAAAUUUUUGCGUAAAGAAAAAGAUAUAACUUUAGCAAAACUAGACAUUCUUAAGGCUGAGAAUGCACGUCUGUUGUCAGAACAAGAAAUUCUACAAAAAAAAGUCAAUGAUUUAACUGAAUUUCUUAAUAAGGAACGUACUAAGUCUGAAGCAAUUGUAGUGUCUGCAACAAAACACGAGGAAAUUUUGAGAAAAAUUGAGUCGUUUGAUGCAUUGACUGAUAGUAAUCGUGUCUUACGUGAAGAAAGAAAUUCAUUAUGUGCCCGAAAUAAGGAGCUUAAUGAAAAAAUAAGUUCAAUUGAAGAGGAACUAUUUCCACUUCAAGCGCAAAAUCGUGAAUUUACGUUAAAAAUUGAGGAAUUAGUAUUAGAAAAUACAUCUGCAAAAAAUGAAGCUAUGAAAUGGCGCCAUCGAGCUAAUGCUUUAGUAGAGAAAACAAACAAAAAUCCAGAGGAAUUUAAAAGAUUGCAAAUGGAGAGAGAGAAUUUAGCCAAAAUGUUGACAAAUGAGAAGGAAAUUUUAAAACAAGCAACAGAUGAAAACAACAAUUUAAAGACCGAUAAUGUCCGAUUAGAGACUGAACUCACUCUUUUAUCAAAACAAUUAGCAGCAUUAAAUGAGGAACAUAAAAAGGUUUCAGAUGAACUAGUGACUGCUAAAAGUACCAAUAGUCGAAUUAUGUUAGAGCUAAUGGAGUUAAAAAAUAAAAUUCUACAAAAGGAGGAAAUAAUUCAGAAACAUAUUGAAACUAUAGAGUUAAAAGAAGUUCAAUUACAAGAUGUAAAGAAUAAAGAAAUUCAAAUUCGUAAAAUAGCUAAACGAUAUAAGGAUUCAUAUUUAGAGUUAUCUAACAAAAGAAAUGCAUCAGAAGAAAAUACGGGACAAAAUGCUAUGGAAACUUCAACAAAUAACACUAGUGAAGGUAAUGAAGGUCUAAGUAACUUAUCGUCAUUGAGUGCAGAAAUCGACAGCUUACGAAGCUUAAUAGAGAAACUUAACGGAGAACUCCGACAACUCGAUGAUGAAAAACAAAAACUUCAAAAAGAAUGUGAUGAUUUAAAAAAUACAUUAGGUGAAGUUAAAGCGCAAAAUAGUGGUCUCUCAGAGGCAAAAAUGACACUAAUUCAAGAAUUAUUAACAAUCAAAACUAAAUUCCAAGCAUCUGAAGAUAAGCUUAUUCAGAUUACGAAUCAAUAUGAAGAAACUAUAACUCGUCUUGAAAAAGAACAAGUAGAUCAAAGUAUUUCAAAUAAAGAUUUAGUUGCACGAUUAACCCGCGACAAUGAAUCCUUAAAUGUUCGUCUAAAUAAUCUUAAUCGUCUACUUGGACCUCAGCAGUCUGCAAAAGCAAGUACAAGUUCUAUUGCAAACUCCGAUAAAUGUUCAAUUUCAGACUCUUCACCACGUACCGCUAAUGUAAAACCUUUGUCGGGAUCCACAGUGCAACAGUCAGCUACAGUUACACCAUGGCGUGGAAGUGAAACACCUCUUGCUAGCAUUCGACCAAUAUCUGUGCAAAACAGCCGCACGGCAGCUAUACUACCAAAUAGUCAACAAAUAGCAGCAAGUGGUUCUACAUCCUCUUCUACUACAGGAAGCGCCAGUAAUACGGCUCUAGUUCCACCACAACAGCAGGUACAUACAACUGCAAGUACAUCUGCAGAAUCGAUGUCAUCUUCUCCAACAUCAUCGCAUACGGAUUAUAUGCCUUCAACAAGUUCAGCUUCGGUUGCAGUUGCUACUAUACCGCCCAUGGGUGCGAUUAACACUGCAGAAAGUUCUCAAGAAGCUGAAAGUGUUCAAUUAUCUCAGCAAAAUGAUUCACAGCCGCAAGUAAGUGGUGGGCAAUCCCAAGUUGUAGCACUAGUUUCACCUCGAGUCGAAGGUUCUAUUCAAAAUUCUCCUUCACCAAAUCCUCAAAUUCACCAAGAUUCUAAUAAUCAGCAGCCUAGUACUUCCGGCACAACUAGCUCUACUUCACAUAUUGCAGUAAGUAGCCAAAAUAGACAUACACCUUCUAGCAGCAAUGUAACAACUACACAUGCCGGAUCAUCUGGAGCUCACAAACGUCCCCGGGAUCUUGAUGGGGAUGCAUCUACGUGUACUGAGCAGUCUAAUGCAGAUAAACCUAAACAACCUAAACGUUUAAGGACACCAAUGCAUGAAAGCGAAGCCAAUUUAUUAGAUGUAGAAUAUCAAGUACCAACUUCAUCACAACGGGAUCAAGAGGAUGAAAUUGUUGUCGUUGAUUCCGAAGAUGACGGUAUGGGAGAACCUGAUGAUGGUCCAAUGGACGGUGAUACAGAACAUGGCUAUGAAGAUUCAUAUGAACCUGAUGCAGAUUUAGGUGGAAACGAUGGUCCCGAAAUAAAAAUUGACAAUAAUGAAGUUGAUGUUGAUGAAUGCGUAGAAAGCCAAGCUGAAUAUUCUUCAAUCAAUGAUAAUCAAAGCACGGAAGCAAGUACAAGCCAAGCAGCUGCACAGCAAGAAAAACAUCAGCAAAGUCAAACCAUAACCAGCGGCAGUAUUGAAUCCAGUUCAAACAUCCAACAGCCACCUCCAACGCAGUGGAAACAACAAGCAUCGUCCACAUUUAACAGACAACAAAAAAUAACAAAUGUCACAUCACCACAAGGCACAUCAACUAAAGUUCAUGAAGAUAACAAUAAAGAUGUAGUCGUUGGCAGACCCUCUGAUAAUGCUUCUGAAAUUGUGAGUUCUCCGCAACGCUCUCAAUUUGGUUACACUGAAUCUACUGCACAUUCCGAUGAAAAGGACGGAAAAAUGAAUGAGACUGAAACAGUGAAUGAAGGAAUAGCAGUUGAAGAAGAAUACAUAUCUGAAGAAUUUGCGCAAAAAGAAGAAGAAAGUAAGAAAUUGAUUACUGAUAAUGACGAUGAAGAAGAGGAAGUGGAUGACGUUUAUGCUGAAGAUGUUGCAGGUACUUCUGCAACAUCUGAACACGUUGAUGAUACAUGUUUAGAUCAUAAUAUAGGAGGUGCUUCGCAGUCUGAGCUUCAAGACAAUCAACAAAAUUUGAGUGAAAUAGUAUCUGAGGAAAAUGAAGGAGCAGAUGGUGUUACUUCUGAAGGGGAAAAGCAAGCUGUUGAAGAUAUUGAGGAGGAGGGUCGCGAAGCAGAGGCUUCUUCUUCGCCUUCUAUAAAUACUAGAUCUAAAAGUACUAAAGGAUCUUCCAGGAGACCACAGAGAGGAUACCAACGAGGCAGGCCUAUUCCAAUUACUUGGCAAGAUUCUCCUGGUCAUUCCCGAAAUAUUUCUUCAAACCAACGAAGUCAUGAACUAACGUCUAACCCAAUGCGUGGAUAUCCAAACCAACGAAAUACACGCGGCAGACGCAUAAGACGCCCUGUUGGAAAUUACAAUAUGCGUUUUCCAUAGAUUUUUAAAAUAAGUUAAUUAAAAAUUAUAACUUUAAACUUUUAUAAAAUUAAAUUUGAAUAUAUACACGUAUAUAUAUAAUAUAUGUAUACUAUUUCUUUAAAAU
Molecule: messenger RNA, 7302 nt
Organism: Teleopsis dalmanni
Lineage: Eukaryota; Metazoa; Arthropoda; Insecta; Diptera; Diopsidae
Product: nucleoprotein TPR-like
Exons: 6
Coding region: 174-7196 (2340 amino acids)
Biological process (GO): mRNA export from nucleus; protein import into nucleus
Cellular component (GO): nuclear pore
Molecular function (GO): structural constituent of nuclear pore
Source: RefSeq, a predicted model, not a curated record